AAAGAAGUCAUCUGUGACACAAACAAUUUAAAAACUUUUCCUUCAUCGUUAUCUUUUUGGUAAACAAAACUUUGGAGAAUAAUGUUGGAAUAACUUAGGAAUUGAGUAUCUAAAGAAAAGAACUUCGAAGUUGAUGAGAAGAAAAAAGGAAAGGAUCAGAGAGUCAAAAGGUAUCAAAAUGUCCAAAAGAAAGUCUGAAGAAGAAAAGAACUACAGACUAACCGAAUAUUUCCAUAACCUUCUUAAAAGAAGAAUUAAUUUUCGCGUCACAAGGGACGAAAUAAAGGACAUUAUAUCAAGUGUGGACUUUUUGGUAGAAACACUGGUGGCGAAAAUUACUUCAAAGGUUGCAUGGCUUCCUUUUUCUCGUGUUGUAAGAGUAGGCAGCAUGGCGGAAGGUACUAGUGUAGGUCAGCCUAAUGAGUUCGAUUACCUAGCUGUUCUUAAGAUAGAACAAAGUGGGAUUGAAGUUGAACGUACAUGUGAAAAUAGAAGAGGAUAUGCACAUGUCAAAAUCACUGACCCAUACUUGCGAACCAUAUGGGGAAAAUGGAUGGACGGUGAAUAUCUAAAAAGUGAUUUCACCAGAGGCGAUUCAGAUAUGCUGAGCAAUUAUUUUGAUACUUUAGGAAAUGCAUUUCAGCUAGAAGUAUCCAAUGUUUUACAGGAUUACGAUGAACGACUUGUAUGUAAAACGAAUAUUGGUGAAAUGAAAUCAGAGACAAUUUUCAUCUGCGAUGUAAAAAAGCAUGGACCGGCCUUUACGCCUAAAUUCGUUUGGAAAUCCAAGCGUUCUGGUGAGAAAAUUACCAUGGGUGUUGACAUUACCCCAGCCAUUGAGAUAGACAUAUCAACUGAUAUCAUUUCUGCCAAAGAUACGUUUGAUCCACGUUUCUUUUCGAAGGUAGAGGAACAUGGCAAAUGUCUGCUUAUUUCAUGCCGUAAUAACGCAUCCUGUGAAGCCAGGCAGUGCUUCUGCUUGGCUUUUACUCUGAGCGAGGUUGAAUUGGUUCGGGGUUUAAGUCAGCAUCACAAAGAUUGCUACAAACUCUUGAAAUAUAUUUUCAACAGUCGCCACGGUUAUACAUUCUUUCCAUCUUAUGCUUGGAAAACCCUUGUCCUGAAACACAGCUGUCAUUGUGAUGAGACCGAGAAUUUAGCAGUGUGUUUUAAACAGUUGGUGGCUGCAUGUUUGCAUUAUAUGUUUAACAGGAAAACGGAAGAGAAAAUUGAAUUUAGCCGAAUAGCGCGUGUCUUUAUGCCAGGAGAGAAAUUUGUGUUGAACAUUCCUAGCGUCUUUUUUAAACAGCACAAUAUUUUGGACAGCAAAGAUUAUAAGUUUCCUUGUGAACAAUUUUUGCAGGAAAUAGAAAUAAUGCUACGAUCACUUGAAGGUAUAAGUUGCAGAGAAACUACAGAAGUAGAUGACAGAAGCUUGAAGAUUGUGAACAGCCGCGUAACUGGUGCUGAGGCAUACGUGUCGACAUUGCCUCUGCCGAAAUUUCUACCUUUUGUCAAAAGUAACACAGACUUGACACAAUGUUUGGAGGACAUAUUAUAAUGAUAUAACAGUCCUUGCAUUGAUUCGGCAAGCAACUAUACAUUUCUGUUAUAUAUAACUCUUUCAGCCAAUUAAACGUGAUUUCUUAUUUCAGUAGUAUACAAAUGUAGGAAAUUACACGCAAAGACUAAGUACCAUGCUGUACAUGUCACCACUUAAAUUGACCGACGUCUUCUAUGUGACAAUAUUAAACUUUCUUUAGGUACUGAUGAAGUUAUUCGCUGUUGUUCUUUUACUCCAAUGAUAUUUUAAAAAGCAUCCGAUGUGAAGGAUGUCGCUCUGCAUAGUCAUUCAAGAAGUGGCAUUAACGUGCCCGUUUCCAAUACCUUUAUAUUCAAGUAAAAUCUUGAUAUAUGACAUUUACAGAUAAAUGAUUUAGUUUGUCAUGUGAAAAAUAAAUGUAUGAACGUUUAGGACCCUCCUGUAAAACUUUUUUUUGCAACAGUUCAGAAAAAAAGUAAAUCGUUAUAAAAUUUUGAAGAAGGGGUUAUUUGAGUUUUAGGUUUUCCGACAGUGAAAAUGUUUGGGGUUUUUCUUUCUGGGCAUAUAAAGGCUUUACAUGACCAGACUUUCUGAUUCAUGAAUAAUUAAGGAUGCAUUUUGAUAUCUUGUAAACUUAUGUCCUCUUUUUGGAAUUUUAUUUAUUCAUAUCUGAUAUUAGCCGAUUUUAGCCAAAUUAACACGUACUCAAUUUUUGAACACACUAUACGCCUUAUUGCAUUUCCUCUGUUAUUUAAUGUAAAUGGUCCGCUUCACUCUUCGAAUGCAUAAACAAUGGAGCACUUCCUUUAAUUCCACUUUUAAAAUCUAAAACCAUAUCCGACUCUAUAGGUGUAUAAGUUUUACUGCACUCUUUAAUUGCUUUAAUUGGAAUUUUAAAACUUAAAAAAUCUUUGGUUAUUUAGGGGAAUCCUAUCUUGACAUAAAAUAAAUGACUUUGAAAAAGGACACAAGUCCGAAAAUUCUAAUAAAAGUGGUAUUCUAUAUAGACAUUCCGUUUAGAAAUUACACUGUAUUGUUGAAAUGAAUAAAUUACAUCAUAUUAUCAGAAUUGUUGUUGCCCUGUAGUAAACAUCUAAAAAGGAGCUAGACAGAUAGAAAUAACAAUUGCAAAUAUAAUAAAGAGAACAAAAA
Molecule: messenger RNA, 2695 nt
Organism: Mercenaria mercenaria
Lineage: Eukaryota; Metazoa; Mollusca; Bivalvia; Venerida; Veneridae
Exons: 2
Coding region: 134-1561 (475 amino acids)
Source: RefSeq, a predicted model, not a curated record